Molecule: messenger RNA, 1468 nt
Organism: Wasmannia auropunctata (little fire ant)
Lineage: Eukaryota; Metazoa; Arthropoda; Insecta; Hymenoptera; Formicidae
Product: lipid storage droplets surface-binding protein 2-like
Exons: 4
Coding region: 167-961 (264 amino acids)
Biological process (GO): positive regulation of triglyceride storage; lipid storage
Cellular component (GO): cytosol; lipid droplet
Source: RefSeq, a predicted model, not a curated record
GUUAUAAGUGUUCAACGUGCGUGACGGGAGUCAGUAGCAUUCGCAUUCGUGCCGAGGUAUCAGACGCGUUCGAGAGUCACGCCGGCGAAGAACUACCUACUGCUCGACGGUUAAUCCGAGACUAUAUUAUAUUUUCGGCGUACGCGUGAUAAACUUGUGUGGAACCAUGGCGACGGAGGUGGCGCAACUUCCCCAUCUGAAGGUCUUCGAGCGCGUAAUGGAAUUACCUAUCGUUGAGUUAGCGCUCGUCAAAUCCGCAGAGACGUAUUCCAGGGUGAAGAGUUCGAAUCAGUUGGUGCAUUGGGCUCUGAGUACCGCCGAGUCGUCCAUAAGCACCGCGACGAGACAAGCGAUGCCCAUCGCCGUGCCCAUCGCAAAAAGACUCGAGAGCCCCAUCAAUUUCGUCGAUAACACGUUAUGCUUUGGUCUCGAUAAAAUCGAAGAAAAAGUGCCGCUGGUGAAGGAGAAACCCGCACAGAUUUAUGAGAAGGCGGUAUUAAGAAUUUCGCAUGUAAACGAUUUAAUUCUUGAACAAGCGGCGAAUUUGCGAGACAUCAGCUGGAAUACGGCCAAUCAAAUACUCGAUACGCGCUAUGGCAGUGUGGCCGUAAGAGGCAUAGAUAACACGGCCGGUGUCGUUGAUAAGCUCAUUGACAGAUAUUUCCCCGCAACAGGAGAAGAACAACCGAUAGAUAUCAACCCAGUUGAGGAGGACAAGCUGCUACAUACUUUACAAACCGUCGGUCACCUGUCCAAUAAAGCUGCUCGACGUUUAUAUCUAAACAUAAUAAGCCACCUGAAUACCAUCAAGAAGGAAGGUUUAUUGAAAGCUUAUGUCAACAGUUUAGUCGAGUUCCUUGGAGUCACGAAGGUUAUACAUCAAUCUAAUAUCAAUGAAAAGCCACAUGCUAAUGGCGAGAAAAAAGAAGAGCCGCACGACGAAAAGGAAAAGAACGAGUAAAAAUGCUGCUUCCAUUCUAUUUUUCACGAAAUUUCCCCACAUAUGGUCAUUUAAACCAUCGAAAUAAAUGUCAUUUAUAUUUAUCAUCUGGAAAUAACUGUUUAUAUAUUUAUUUUUAAUAAUUGUGCAUAUAUAAUUGUUAUUUGCGGUGACUUUGUGAAUAUCAUUAAGAAUCGAAUUAUUGCGGUCACACGUGCUAAUUCCUCAUGGCUCAUUCCGAAAGAAACAAUCGACGUGCGAAAAUAUUUUGCAUCAGUGAAGUGCUAAUAUAUGAACAUUCCUUUGUUAUUCGCUAAAUACAAAAUAUUUAAAAAAAAACCGAGAACGAGAUGUAGAAUAUAUAGUGUAUAAAUAAGAUAUUUUAUAUUUAUAUAUUUUGUAUAAUAUCCACAAGUGUGUGAAAAUAAGAGUAAAAACAAAAAUACGAAUGCAAUAAAUUUCAGAUAUUCUUACCACAAAUGUAUAGCUGAAAUAAAAUAAACUAAUAAAAUAAUAGUCUGUAAACAA